Messenger RNA from Phacochoerus africanus (Common warthog), 5009 nucleotides. It is a transcript of the gene SBNO2, whose product is annotated as strawberry notch homolog 2. Gene Ontology annotation, molecular function: histone binding; chromatin DNA binding. Lineage: Eukaryota; Metazoa; Chordata; Mammalia; Artiodactyla; Suidae. Gene Ontology annotation, cellular component: nucleus. Gene Ontology annotation, biological process: regulation of DNA-templated transcription. The transcript is spliced from 32 exons. The coding region runs from base 186 to 4328 and encodes 1380 amino acids. The record is from RefSeq and is a predicted model, not a curated record.
UACCAGAGACCCCGCCCCGCGGCAUGACCGGAAGUGCGCGGGGCCCCCAAGAUGGCGCUCGAAACCCGGAAGUGAGCGCGGCCGCGGCGAAGCUUAGAGAAACGGAGGCGCCGCGGGCUCCGCGCCCUGCCGGACCCGAGUCCGAGGUCAUGAUGCCGCCGCCUCGGAGCAAGAAGCCCAGAUAGAUGCCCCUGCGGCCUGGGUUGUGGAGCCCCCCAAUGCUGGUAGUGGGGCCCACCAUGGAUGGGGAGUUCCCUCCACACGAGCCCCCUCCAGCUGGCAGUGUCCUGUACAGCCCGCCGCCCCUGCAGACCCCGCUGUGCGGGUCCGGCGUCCAGAACGCCAUGCUGCACUACUCCUGGUGGAACACCUUCUCGCCCUCACCAUACCCAGCCUUCUCCAGUGAAAGCCACCAGUUCAUGAACUCGUCCUCCUUCAUUGCGGACCAGCCCUGUGCAGACACCAGCUAUGGCCCCUCAGCCACCACCCCCAGCUUCCCACCAAAGAGCAAUGAUUUUCCUCAGGACCCUUCGUACCUCGACGACCUCUCCAAUGCCUCCAUCUUCUCCUCGUCUGUGGACUCCCUCUCGGACAUCGCAGACACGCCCGACUUCCUGCCUGCUGACAGCCUCAGCCAGGUGCCCACCAUCUGGGAUGUGAGCACUGGCCCCUCCGCCCACGACAAGCUGUUCCUGCCCAGUGGGCCAUUUACAGGCCUUGAGGACCCCGUAUCCUCCCUACCUAGCACCCCGCUUCUCAUCAGCUACCAGUCUCAGAGUCAGCCCGAGGAGGAGGAAGAGGCUGAGGAGGAUGAGGCAGAGGAACUGGGCCACGCGGAGACCUAUGCAGACUACGUGCCUUCCAAGUCCAAGAUUGGGAAGCAGCACCCGGACCGUGUAGUGGAGACCAGCACGCUGUCCAGUGUCCCGCCGCCAGAUAUCACUUACACCCUAGCUCUGCCCACCUCGGACAGCGGGGCUCUUUCUGCCCUGCAGCUGGAGGCCAUCACCUACGCCUGCCAGCAACACGAGGUCCUUCUCCCGGGCGGGCAGCGCGCGGGGUUCCUAAUCGGGGAUGGCGCGGGCGUGGGCAAGGGCCGCACUGUGGCUGGCAUCAUCCUGGAGAACUACCUUCGGGGCAGGAAGAAGGCCUUGUGGUUCAGCGUCUCUAAUGAUCUCAAGUAUGACGCGGAGCGAGACCUGAGGGACAUCGCCGCCUCUGGCAUCGCGGUGCAUGCGCUGAGCAAGAUCAAGUAUGGCGACAACACUACCUCAGAGGGCGUCCUCUUCGCCACCUACUCGGCCCUGAUCGGGGAGAGCCAAGCUGGCGGGCAGCACCGUACGCGCAUCCGGCAGAUACUGGAGUGGUGCGGGGAGGCCUUCGAAGGCGUGAUUGUGUUUGACGAGUGCCACAAAGCCAAGAAUGCCAGCUCUACCAAGAUGGGCAAGGCCGUGCUGGACCUGCAGAACAAGCUGCCCCUGGCCAGGGUUGUCUACGCCAGCGCCACAGGUGCCUCUGAGCCCCGGAACAUGAUCUACAUGAGCCGCCUGGGCAUCUGGGGCGAGGGCACGCCCUUCAGGACUUUCGAGGAGUUUUUGCACGCCAUCGAGAAGAGGGGCGUGGGUGCCAUGGAGAUCGUGGCCAUGGACAUGAAGGUCAGCGGCAUGUACAUUGCACGCCAGCUCAGCUUCUCCGGUGUCACGUUCCGCAUUGAGGAGAUCCCACUGGCCCCGGCCUUUGAGCGCAUCUACAAUCGGGCGGCCCUGCUGUGGGCCGAGGCCCUGGGCGUGUUCCAGCAGGCAGCCGACUGGAUUGGCCUGGAGUCCCGCAAGUCCCUGUGGGGUCAGUUCUGGUCGGCCCACCAGCGCUUCUUCAAGUACCUUUGUGUGGCCGCCAAGGUGCACCGGCUGGUGGAGCUGGCCCGGGAGGAGCUAGCCCGGGACAAGUGCGUGGUCAUUGGGCUGCAGUCCACGGGUGAGGCGCGAACCCGGGAGGUCCUUGGCGAGAAGGAGGGACACCUUGAUGGCUUCGUGUCUGCUGCUGAAGGCGUCUUUCUGUCACUAAUUCUGAAGCACUUUCCUUCAACCAAGAGAAAGCGAGAGAGAGGAGCAGGCAGUAAGAGAAAACGGCGGCCACGAGGUCGUGGAGCCAAGGCACCCAGGCUGGCAUGCGAGGUGGCGGGUGUCAUCCGUAUCAGUGAUGACAGCAGCACGGAGUCUGACGGUGGCCUGGAUAGUGACUUCCACUCCUCCCCCGAGUCCCUGUUGGAUGAUGACGUGGUCAUCGUGGAUGCCAUCGGGCUCCCAGCUGAUGACCGCGGCCCCCUGUGCCCCCCACAGCGGGACCUGCACGGCCCUGGCAUCCUGGAGCGGGUCGAGCGGCUGAAGCAGGACCUGCUGGCCAAGGUUAGGGCGUUGGGCCGGGAACUGCCAGUCAAUACCCUGGAUGAGCUUAUCGACCAGCUGGGAGGCCCAGAGCAGGUGGCCGAGAUGACCGGCAGGAAGGGCCGCGUGGUGUCCAGGCCUGAUGGGACUGUGGCUUUUGAGUCCCGGGCAGAGCAGGGUCUCUCCAUCGACCACGUGAACCUCAGAGAGAAGGAGCGCUUCAUGAAUGGCGAGAAGCUCGUGGCCAUCAUCUCAGAGGCCUCCAGCUCCGGUGUUUCUCUCCAAGCCGACCGCCGGGUUCAGAACCAGCGGCGCCGGGUCCACAUGACACUGGAGCUUCCCUGGAGUGCUGACCGGGCCAUCCAGCAGUUUGGCCGGACCCACCGGUCCAACCAGGUCUCUGCACCGGAGUACAUCUUCCUCAUCUCGGAGCUUGCUGGGGAGCGAAGGUUUGCCUCCAUUGUGGCCAAGCGGCUGGAGAGCCUGGGGGCUCUCACCCACGGAGACCGCCGUGCCACCGAGUCCCGUGACCUGAGCAAGUACAACUUUGAGAACAAGUAUGGUGCCCGGGCCCUCAGCUGCGUCCUCACCACCAUCCUAAGCCAGACGGAGAGCAAAGUGCCGCUGCCCCAGGGCUACCCUGGAGGAGACGCUGCCUUUUUCUGUGACAUGAAGCAAGGGCUGCUGUCGGUUGGGAUCGGCGGGCGCGAGUCCAGGUCUGGCUGCCUGGAUGUGGAGAAGGCAGACUGCUCCAUCAGCAAGUUCCUGAACCGCAUCCUGGGGCUGGAGGUGCACAAGCAGAACGCCCUUUUCCAAUACUUUUCUGACACCUUUGACCACCUCAUCGCUGCCGACAAGAAGGAGGGCAAAUAUGACAUGGGUAUCCUGGACCUGGCCCCUGGCAUUGAUGAGAUCUACGAGGAGAGCCAGCAGGUGUUCCUGGCCCCAGGGCACCCACAGGAUGGGCAGGUGGUCUUCUACAAGAUCAGCGUGGACCGCGGCCUGAAAUGGGAGGAGGCCUACGCCAAGUCACUGGAGCUGACGGGUCCCCAUGACGGCUUCUACCUCUCCUACAAGGUCCGAGGCAACAAGCCCAGCUGCCUGCUGGCCCAGCAGAACCGAGGCAAGCUCUUCACCGUGUACAAACCCAACAUCGGGCGGCAGAGCCAGCUGGAGACCUUCGACAGCCUGUGCCGGAAGUUCCACCGGGUGACGUCAGAGGAGGCCAGGGAGCCCUGGGAGAGCAGCUAUAGCUUCUCGCUGACUCACUGCAGCCACACCACGUGGAACCGGCACUGCCGGCUGGUGCAGGAAGGCAAGGACUGCACGCAGGGCCUGCGGCUGCGGCACCACUACAUGCUGUGCGGUGCGCUGCUGCGUGUGUGGGGCCGCAUCGCAGCUGUCAUGGCUGACGUCACCAGCAGCAGCUACCUGCAGAUCGUGCGCCUCAAGACCAAGGACAAGAAGAAGCAAGUUGGCAUCAAGAUCCCCGAGGGCUGCGUGCGCCGCGUGCUGCAGGAGCUGCAGCUCAUGGACACCGACGUGAAGCGCAAACAUGCACGCGGCCGGGCUCUCCCUGCACUGCCGCCCACCCCACGCCCGCUCGAGGUCCUGGACCUCACGUACAGCCCUCCUGCCCAGGCCUUCCCUCCACCCUCCCCCUUUGCCUUCCCGCCCCCUGCCCCUGGCCCCUGCGGCCUGCUGCUGGGCGCCCCAGACGCCCCCGAUGCCCCGGCUGACCCCGCGGCCCUCCUGCACCAGGGCUGCGACAUCAACUUCAAGGAGGUGCUGGAGGAUAUGCUGCGCUCCCUCAAUACCGUGCCACCCCCCCAGGCCCCCGGCCCACUGGGUGCAGGUGGGGGGGCGGCAGGGGCCCCAGGGGGUGGUGGGGGCCCUGAGAGGCAGAGUGUGAUCCAGUUCAGCCCCCCCUUCCCCAAUUCCUAGGCCUGGGUAUUCUUCUCAGACAAAACUUAUUUAUCUGUAAUGUGCGCCAUGUCUCCACCAGGGAAGCAGGUGGUGGGCGGGGUCAGGCCCCCCUGACUACUGAGGAAGGAGGGGCCAGGGGCCCUGGGCCAGCCUCCGGAGGUCUCCACUGUAGUGCCUUCCCGCUGGUGCCUGCAGACCCCCAAGAUGCUGCCUGCCCAAUGGGGUCUCGGAGGCCCUGCCUGGUGGGCAGUGGCUGAUUGCAGGCCCCACUCAGGAGACUAGGGGGGAGGGGGCAGGCAGGGCCUGGGAGUGGGGGCCCUCCUCCUCUGUGCCUCUGUCCUCUACUGCCCGCUCCAGGCCUGGGUCGGGGCUCCCACCCCACCCACUUUACAAGGCCUAGUCAGGCCAGAACCCCUGAAAUCCACAAUACUGGGUGGCCCCAAGAGCUGGAAACUCAGGAAUCCCCAGGUGCUCAGGGCCCCGCCAUCUCUGGGGGGAGGGUCCAUGGGGCAGAUCUCCCCAUUAAUAUAUGCAAUUCCCCCUUCGCUGUUCCCUAAAUUAUUGCCCAGCCACCUCUCCCAGGUCCUAGAAUCUCCUGUGGAGCUGGUGGGUGGUCCCUUGGUUUCUAUGUGUAUUUAUAAUGAACUCAAGUGUACAUAUGUAAAGAGAUCUUUUUUAAAUAUAUGUGCCUUUUCAUUA